Papaver somniferum (opium poppy) is the source of this 564-nucleotide messenger RNA. RefSeq lists its product as uncharacterized. Gene Ontology annotation, molecular function: nucleic acid binding; RNA-DNA hybrid ribonuclease activity. NCBI's taxonomy places the organism in Eukaryota, Viridiplantae, Streptophyta, Magnoliopsida, Ranunculales, Papaveraceae. The transcript has a single exon. Bases 1 to 564 code for a protein of 187 amino acids. The record is from RefSeq and is a predicted model, not a curated record.
AUGGAGGAUUUCCGCAUCUUGAAUUAUUUCAAGGUGAAACAUAGAUCUUGCAAGGUCUCUUCUCCAAUUGAAGUAAGGUGGGAUCCUCCUUUUCAAGAUGAGAUAAUGAUUUGCUGUGAUGGUGCGUCUCUUGGUAAUCCAGGCCCUGCAGGUGCUGGUGUUACUUUUUGGGAUGCAAAUGCAGCGGUGUUGGGGGCUUUGAGCGUUGGUCUUGGCAUGCAGACCAACUAUUUUGCUGAAGUGUGCGCAAUUAUUUAUGGGGCUAUGUUGGCUAAGAGGUGGAAUAUGCAGAAACUCUGCGUGCAGUCUGAUUCGAUGAGUUGCAUUCAGGCCUUCCAGAAUGAUGCUUUUCCAUGGCAACUAAGGCAGAAGUGGAGAUUAGCUAGGAAUUUUUAUUCCAGCAUUCGUUUUAUUCAUAAAUAUAGAGAAGUAAAUUUUUCAGCUGAUGCUUCGGCAAAGCAAGCUUGUUUGCUAGCUGAAGACAUUUUUGAGUUUUCUGAGGGGAGGCCAAUCUCUAUGCUUUCUGUAGAAUGGCCGGGUGAGGUUUAUUUCCGUUUUAAAUAG